GGGCCGUUUCUCCCUAGAAGAUUUCCAGGCCCCUUGGGCCAUGAAGAGGCCUAAAUUUAGCCAGCAGACAAGGGGCUGGCCCUGAGCCCAGGGACAGUCGGGCCUUAUAAAGGGCUGGCAGUCCGGGCCCCCAGCACACUUCCCUAGAGGCCUGAAUCCACGCUUCUCCAGCCCAGCCCCUGCCUGGACAGGGUCCCUGCUGCCUGUGGAUGAGCCACCGGACCUCCUCCGCCUUCAGAGCGGAGAGAAGCUUCCAUUCUUCCUCCUCCUCCUCCUCCUCCUCCUCUUCGGCCUCCCGUGCCCUCCCAGCUCAGGACCCACCCAUGGACAAAGCUUUGAGCAUGUUUUCAGAGGAUUUUGGCAGUUUCAUGCGGCCCCACUCGGAGCCCCUGGCCUUCCCAGCAGUUCUGUCCACAGCCCGACCUGGAGGACAAGGUAACAUCAAGACCCUCGGGGAUGCCUACGAGUUUACAGUGGACAUGAGAGACUUUUCCCCUGAAGAUAUUAUUGUUACCACCUCCAACAACCACAUCGAGGUGCGGGCUGAGAAGCUGGCGGCUGAUGGCACGGUCAUGAACACCUUUGCUCACAAGUGCCAACUACCAGACGAUGUGGACCCUACAUCGGUGACCUCAGCCCUUCGAGAGGAUGGCAGCCUCACCAUCCGGGCACGGCGCCACCCACACACAGAACAUGUCCAGCAGACCUUCCGGACAGAGAUAAAAAUCUGAGGGUCUCCCUAUCCCUGCCCUCCCCCCCAUCUCCUCAACUGACCUGCUGG
This is a messenger RNA of Phodopus roborovskii (desert hamster), 781 nucleotides long. RefSeq names its product heat shock protein family B (small) member 7 (gene Hspb7). Bases 210 to 731 code for a protein of 173 amino acids. Gene Ontology annotation, cellular component: cytoplasm; nucleus. Gene Ontology annotation, biological process: heart development. NCBI's taxonomy places the organism in Eukaryota, Metazoa, Chordata, Mammalia, Rodentia, Cricetidae. The record is from RefSeq and is a predicted model, not a curated record. The transcript has 3 exons.